ACAGGAGGAGUGUAUGUCAGUGGCAACAAGAGACGCUGAAGAUGGUUUUUCUGACAACCAAAAUGAUGCAAAGAACUGCUCUCUUUGUGACAUUUGGCGGCCUGGUCACUUCUCUUAUCACCACUUUCCUUCCACUGUGGAAGACGAUGAACUCCGAACUGAAUGAAGUGGAGAACUGGUACUCUGGGCUGUGGCACACCUGUAUUUUCACUGAAGAGGUCGGGGUGCAGUGUAAGGCCUACGAGUCCAUCCUGGCGCUGCCUCUGGACUUGCAGAUCUCCAGGGUGCUCAUGUUGGUGUCUAUAGGCACCGGUGCUCUGGCCGUGCUGGUUGCCUUCCCAGGGCUGGAGGGCGUUGAGGUGUGCUCUGGGCAGCAGGGCCUGAAGAGAGGGCUCCUCAUCCUCAGCGGGGUGCUGUCCUGGGUGUCUGCACUCACUACUCUGGCUCCUGUCUCUAUUGUAGCUUAUACAACUGUGGUGGAGUUCUGGGACGAGAAUGUGCCCGAUGUGAUGCCACGCUGGGAGUUUGGAGAGGCAAUGUUCUCCGGAUGGUUUGCAGGUCUCGCCCUGGCCAUUGGAGGUACCCUCUUCUUUAUAGCUGUGUGUAUGGGUGACUAUGACCAGCGGCCACCGAGCCUCCCAAACACCCCCCAGCUGAAGCAAAGGACAAAGCAUUAUCUGAAGACAGAGGUUUUAUAG
Myripristis murdjan (pinecone soldierfish) is the source of this 698-nucleotide messenger RNA. RefSeq names its product claudin 26 (gene cldn26). NCBI's taxonomy places the organism in Eukaryota, Metazoa, Chordata, Actinopteri, Holocentriformes, Holocentridae. The transcript has a single exon. The coding region runs from base 42 to 698 and encodes 218 amino acids. Gene Ontology annotation, molecular function: structural molecule activity. Gene Ontology annotation, cellular component: membrane; bicellular tight junction. The record is from RefSeq and is a predicted model, not a curated record.